Peniophora sp. CBMAI 1063 is the source of this 810-nucleotide messenger RNA. NCBI's taxonomy places the organism in Eukaryota, Fungi, Basidiomycota, Agaricomycetes, Russulales, Peniophoraceae. The record is from the annotation of a GenBank genome assembly.
AUGCCUCACAAACGUGCGAAACGAUCCACUCGAGAGGAGGUUCGCAAACAAAAAGGAUCCAACCUCGCACCUUCCAAAUCCGAUGGUAUCAGCAACGAGAGCAUACCCAAAUCAGCUAUGCGAGUCUUGCAAGCUGCUCAAAUACGGGCGGACCACGCGAAGCGGAGACGCGAGAACGCCGACGAGGACGACGGGCGGAGUGCGAAGAGGCGAAAGCAAGAGGGUACGACCGGAAAGGGGAAGGAGAAGGCAAAGGUCGGCGGAGGGAGCACGGAGAAGAAGGGGGAGAUGAAGAUCCAGCCGGGCGAGUCGCUCGCGCAUUUCAAUCGGCGGGUCGAGGAUGGUAUGCGCGGAGAAGUCCGGGCUGCGAUGCAGUCCUCGUCCGCUCACGGCCGCAAAGCCCGGAAACAGGAGGAGGAGGCAGCAGCCGCUACGAAGGCCGCGAAUAUUGCCAAACACGCCGCGAAAACUCAAAAACGUCCUGCCUCUCCCGACCCCGAAGACAACACAUCCGCACCAGUAGACAAACAUGCCGACAAGCCGAAAGAGUUUGCGAAACUGCAAACUACGGCUCCUCGUAAUGUCAACGAUAUCGCUCAGGCGCCUCCCACGCUUUCUCUCAAAAAGGCAACAAAAUUACAGGCUUCAGCGGGUCCAGAGGGCUUACGAGGCGGUAAGGCCGCAGGAGUAUUGAGUAUGGCACAGAGGGCAAUGAUGGAGGUGGAGCGCGAAAAGGCUAUCAAGCACUACAGGGAGUUGAAGGAGAAGAAGCUCGCUGCAGCCCAAGCGCGCAGAGAACCGAGCGUUUGA